AUGAAAGUCAACAUAUUGUAUAAAACGUUACUACUAUCCCUUGUUCCAUCAUUGAUUUCUGCUAUACCUCAUAAUGGUGUCGACCAUGGCUCACCUACCACGCACAUGAUGCCAAACGCUGCUUCAGAGGGCUUGCGAGAAGAAUACAAUUCUACUACCAUUAUUCCAACUCCAUACGCAAUGGCACAUAUGCAUGGUCAGCCAAUUUUGGAACAAGCAGGGUUGACUCCAGCACAGAAAUUAUAUUGGGAAAGUUAUAAUACUACUACUUUCUUAAAUAGUGAUAUGGGCAAUAGAUCUGCUUUGAAAUUCCAUACUGUAUCACUCAUUGUAAUAGCCGCUUUCAUUUAUCCAAUUUGUUUAGUACUAAAUAAUGUGGAAUCAAAUUGGUAUCUACCAUUAUUAACUGUAAACUUCGGUUUAACAAUCAUGUCAUUGACAGCUUUACAGGUAUUUGUAACGAGUUUCCAAGAUACUUUAUACCCGGGAAAUUUAUACCGACCAGUUUCUUAUAUAUUAUUAAUUUUAGCUUCAAUCCAUUAUAUAAGUGCUGUAGUUUAUUGCGCUAUUAAAUGGAUGCCAAAGGGUUACAACCAAGUGUUGACUUACGAAAACGGCGAAACUCAUAAUACCUCAAUUCCUUUACAAGAAUUUCAUUCACAUAGUGAAGAAUCUACUGCAUCAUCGAAUUUCUUGUCAGAUGUUCCAAAUAUUUCAACGGAUGUUAAUAAUAAUAAUAAUAACAAUGAUAUUCAUAAAAAUAACUUUAACUCAGAAGCAAAUAUAGAUAACUUCGAUAUAGAAGAUCAGAAUACACCUUUCCAAGAUGGUCAAACUUUAAGAAGUAAGCAUUUUAAGGGACAACAUCAAAGCCGUAAUGAAAUCCUAGAGAAAGUUUAUGAUCAACCAAUCAUACAAAUACUAUCUAACAGAUUUGGUACAUUAUUCGAACUUACAUUCAAUCUACUGAAUUAUCCUCUAUUCGUUUAUUAUCUUAUCUAUAUAACUAUUGGUCUAACAGUUGGCAAUCUAUUCGGAAAAGGCCAAAGGAAGUUCAACUUACUAGCUCAUUUUAUUAAAGGUGGUGUAUUUAUCCUUUUAGGAUUUGUAUCAUUAGCACGCUAUUGUGGAUUUGGUCAAAAAAGAGGUUGGGCAUGGAAUAGAAUAAUUAUUUAUAGAAGAGAUGUCACACCUCAAAACUCCAAACUUUUUGGUUUUAUCACUUUGCCUAAGGGUACUAUUACAAUGGAAGGAUUAGAAUCCUUCCUAAUCUUUUUUUAUGGUUCAACAAAUGUCUUUUUAGAACAUCUAGCUGGUGCUGGUGGCGCCUGGACUGCAAAAGAUUUGCAACACGUUUCUAUUGCCUUUAUGUAUAUAGGUACAGGUUUAUGUGGUCUAUUGGCAGAAAAAAAUUUAAAUGAAAAGAAUUUCAAAACGGUAAUUGAAAACGCCAAUAAAAAUAAUAUAGAUGGUGAAAUCAUUCAUGAAGAGGAUGUCUUUGCAUGUUCAGGAGGCUACUCUCCAAACCCAUUCCCAGCCUUCACAAUAUUUUGGACUGGUAUUCUAAUGUCACAGCAUGCUCAAGCUUCUACUACGUCUACAGCUAUUCAUAUCCAAUGGGGCUCAUUACUAUCAUAUGGUUCAUUUUUUAGAAUUUUUACAUUCCUAAUUUUAUUCUUUGUUCCAAAUAAAAAUUCCUCACCAUCGAGACCAUUGACGGAAUUAAUCACGUCUUUUUGUAUGUUAUCUGGUGGUUUAAUAUUUAUGGAAUCCACUGAUCAAGUUAUCGAAGCCAUGGAAUAUAGAGGAUAUACUCCAAUGUUUACUUUCAAUGUCUCUGUUGGUUUUGUAGCUUUAGUAAUGGCAUGGGAAAUGAUUUUAUUCAUGUGGAGGGAUUAUUUAAAGAACCAUAAUUCAACAAAUUAA
Messenger RNA from Tetrapisispora phaffii CBS 4417, 1926 nucleotides. It is a transcript of the gene TVS1, whose product is annotated as Tvs1p. Bases 1 to 1926 code for a protein of 641 amino acids. The transcript has a single exon. The record is from RefSeq and is a predicted model, not a curated record. Lineage: Eukaryota; Fungi; Ascomycota; Saccharomycetes; Saccharomycetales; Saccharomycetaceae.